Molecule: messenger RNA, 1677 nt
Organism: Closterium sp. NIES-65
Lineage: Eukaryota; Viridiplantae; Streptophyta; Zygnematophyceae; Desmidiales; Closteriaceae
Source: the annotation of a GenBank genome assembly
AUGAAACUUGAGUGGCAACCAGCUGACAGGAACGUUGUCAAGGACCAUUCCUUGGGAAUUAGCAAACAUCAAAACGUUGCAGUACAUGUAAGCUAUCCCCACUGCACUCCCAUCACCCCCACUGCACUCCCAUCACCCCCACUGCACUCCCAUCACCCCCACUGCACUCCCAUCACCCCCACUGCACUCCCAUCACCCGCACUGCACUCCCAUCACCCACACUGCACUCCCAUCAUCCCCACUGCACUCCCAUCAUCCCCACUGCACUCCCAUCAUCCCCACUGCACUCCCAUCCUCCCCACUGCACUCCCAUCAUCCCCACUGCACUCCCAUCACCCCCACUGCACUCCCAUCACCCCCACUGCACUCCCAUCACCCGCACUGCACUCCCAUCACCCACACUGCACUCCCAUCAUCCCCACUGCACUCCCAUCAUCCCCACUGCACUCCAUCAUCCCCACUCAUCCCCACUGCACUCCCAUCAUCCCCACUGCACUCCCAUCAUCCCCACUGCACUCCCAUCAUCCCCACUGCACUCCCAUCAUCCCCACUGCACUCCCAUCAUCCCCACUGCACUCCCAUCAUCCCCACUGCACUCCCAUCACCCCCACUGCACUCCCAUCAUCCCCACUGCACUCCCAUCAUCCCCACUGCACUCCCAUCAUCCCCACUGCACUCCCAUCGUCCCCACUGCACUCCCAUCAUCCCCACUGCACUCCCAUCAUCCCCACUGCACUCCCAUCAUCCCCACUGCACUCCCAUCAUCCCCACUGCACUCCCAUCAUCCCCACUGCACUCCCAUCAUCCCCACUGCACUCCCAUCAUCCCCACUGCACUCCCAUCAUCCCCACUGCACUCCCAUCAUCCCCAAUGCACUCCCAUAAUCCCCACUGCACUCCCAUCAUCCCCACUGCACUCCCAUCAUCCCCACUACACUCCCAUCACCCCCACUGUACUCCCAUCAUCCCCACUGCACUCCCAUCAUCCCCACUGCACUCCCAUCAUCCCCACUGCACUCCCAUCAUCCCCACUGCACUCCCAUCAUCCCCACUGCACUCCCAUCAUCCCCACUGCACUCCCAUCAUCCCCACUGCACUCCCAUCAUCCCCACUGCACUCCCAUCAUCCCCAAUGCACUCCCAUAAUCCCCACUGCACUCCCAUCAUCCCCACUGCACUCCCAUCAUCCCCACUGCACUCCCAUCACCCCCACUGCACUCCCAUCAUCCCCACUGCACUCCCAUCAUCCCCACUGCACUCCCAUCAUCCCCGCUGCACUCCCAUCAUCCCCGCUGCACUCCCAUCAUCCCCACUGCACUCCCAUCAUCCCCACUGCACUCCCAUCAUCCCCACUGCACUCCCAUCAUCCCCACUGCACUCCCAUCAUCCCCACUGCACUCCCAUCAUCCCCACUGCACUCCCAUCACCCCCGCUGCAACAUGCCCAAGUCACCGCCCAUCCCCAUCUCCUCUUCCCUCCAUCUACCUCCCUUCAUAUCCUGUAACGCCCACGCUUCUGGGUUGCACCCCCACCUACCGAGCCUGUACGUUGUCAGUCACACCAUGAGUUGCAUCCAUCCGUAUGUAGUAAAGCUGCUCUCUCCGUCGCUUGUCCAUGCGUCAAUGCAGGUAUCUCAGCGGCAAUUCCCUCUCUGGGUCUCUUCCCGAUGCCCUGUCUGA